GUAAAUUGGCAAAUAGCAAAAUAACAGUUAGUUCAGUGUAACCAUUCAAAUGAGUCGCAUGUUUACGCGAGGAAACGGAAGCAGCGAGACCCCAACUCAGCAACUCUAACUGUCUAACGGUAUAAUAUUUGAAACAACCAAACGCCCAGAAAUAUCUGACAGCUAAUAGAAAAUCGUAAAAUUCAUUAACCCUCAGUUUUGGCUUCUGUAAAAAAUAAAUUUGUGUGUUAUUUUUUUUUUCUUUUCGCUUGCAUAAAACGUGAUAAUUAUAUUAAACCCAUAAGGUGUUGUCUCCUCUCCUCCAUGGUGUGCGCGCAUGCGUACAUUUUUGCUCGACUGAUAAAUGGCACGCAGCAUAUGGUGAAGGCGCAAAGUUUUGACAAAGCCAAUCAAAGUGUUGUGUGACAAAAUAAAAAUUGUUGAAAAAAAAAUCUAACAAAAGAAACCCCAAUUGUAUAGUGGAUCAAAAAAAAAAAAAAAGUUUUCGAACAAUAGAAUAUUUACAUUUCAAAUAAGAAUGGCUUUAAGUUAUUUUAUAUGCAAAAAAAAAAAAUCAUUUGGAGGCUGAUAACGAAUAGAGCCGUUUGGAUGACGCAGUAAUUAGAAAAUGAGCAUAUAAACUAAAUGACCUUUUGCUGAUAAACUAUUCAGAACACACUUAGGUAACUAAAGGAAGCAAAAGGAUAUCCUUAAAGAAACCACAAAUCUUUGGGGACAUUUGAAAGUACCCAAGUGCAGACACCACAGAACACACAAACACACACACGAAUGUGGAAAACUAAAUGCUAUUUUAAAACUAAUGAACCACAAAAGCGUUUCGCUUGAAAGCAAAAAGCAGGAGGGCAAACAUUGCAAGAUUUAUUGGACCACUACAAGAUAAAAUUGUUCUCACAAGCAGACAACCAUCAUAAACUGCCAUUCCACCCACCCACUGGUUCUAGCCAGCUAAACUAACAGAACUAGAAUUUCGUGAAGUAAACAUCUAGACAAACUAUGAAGCGCAAAAAGGAGCAUAACGAAGAAAAGACGCUGGUACUGAUUUUGAGCAAACCCCAGAAGCAGCUGCAAUAUUUCAAAGAUGGACAGAUGUGUGUGAGUUUACAGGCGUCCUUCAUUGUCUGUUAAUUUGCAAAAUCAAAAGGACUGUUGAAAACUCCCCCACUUUACGGGCCGUACUCCUAUUGCUACCAACCCUACUACUGCCACUCACUCGCAGCUUGUCAGCUUCAUCCUUCCUUUUGGCAUUGAAGUUAAUUGAAAUCCCUAAAUCAACAACAGUUGAAGGUGGGCUAGUGGCGGUGUUGGCGGCUAAAGAGGGUGUUUCAUUACUUCUCCAUAUCGUAAAGGCCAACUACAAUAUUUAAAGCACAUAACUACGCCGAGUACCGCAUCAUCCUUGGAGCAAACAUUCUAGUCCCAUUUUUGCUGCACGUAAUGAAGACAUUUUUACGCUCUUUAGCGUUGUUAUUUUCGUCGUCGUUGUACCACUCGUCAGUGUCAUCUGCACCAUCAUACGCUGCUAAUAAAUUCUGUGGCGUUGUUGCAUUUUUAAUUUUCUACUCUGCUGCCUGCUUGCAUCAGUUGGCUGAGGCUGAAACUUUCACAUUGGGUUAUUUGACGGGUUCCCAGAGAACGCCGGGCAAUUUGGAUUAUCAAAGACCAGGUAUCACCAUUUCGGGAGCCAUUAGUCUAGCUGUCAAGGAAGUGAAUGAAGGUGAGUUGAAGUCCUUGGGCCAUUCAUUGGACUUCAUAGUAGCUGAGACUUAUGGCGAUGAGGUCAAUAGCAUACGCCAAACAGCUGAUUUAUGGACGCGUCAGGUAGUCGGCUAUAUUGGUCCCCAGGAGACUUGUGUGCAUGAAGGACGCAUGGCGGCUGCAUUCAAUUUGCCUAUGAUUUCUUAUUAUUGUACCCAUCGCGAUACCUCCAACAAACAGGAUUUUCCCACAUUUGCACGCACUCGCCCUCCGGAUACACAAAUCUCCAAGUCUGUUGUCUCACUGCUGAUGGCUUUCAACUGGACGCAGGUUACAUUUCUGUAUCUUGACCAUCCGGAUAGUCUGUAUCAACCUGUGGCCGACACCAUCUUGAGUAUUUUGAAUUGUGCUUCCAUUACUGUACGUGACGUCAAGACUUGGAACACCAUCUAUCACCAUGGUUUCAUGGCAAAUCCUUUUGUGGAUUUGGUGGAGCAGACCUUUAAGAAUACACGCAUUUAUCUUAUAUUGGGCCAUUAUUAUGAGCAUGUGGGCCUGAUGGUAGCCCUCUACAACAGAGGCCUAUUGGACGAAGGCGAUUACUUUGUGUUGGGUGUGGAUAUCGAACAAUAUGAUCCCUCCAAGCCGGACAAAUAUUUGCGUGGUCUGCUGCUGGAGAAGCGGGAUACGCGAGCUGAGUUGGCUUUCCAAUCAUAUUUGGCCAUAUUUCCCACAGCAUCCAUAAAAUUUGCCGAAUUUGCCAAGGAGGUUAACAAGUACAUGGAACUGCCACCAUUUAACUUCCCCAAUCCCUUGGGUUUAUUUGGAGGCACCAAACAGAUAAGUGCUGAGGCAGCAUAUCUCUACGAUGCUGUUCACUUGUAUGCAAAAGCUCUGAUUAAAGUUCUACGUCAUGGCGGCAGGCCACGCAAUGGCACAGCCAUAAUUGAAGCUAUUAAAGGCACUAAAUAUCGCAGUGCUAUGGGUUACCAUGUUUACAUCGAUGAAAAUGGUGAUGCUGCUGGCAAUUAUACAGUAUUAGCGCGUGGUCUUACAUGCAAUCUGAAGAAUAAAACAGUUCCUGGUCUGAUGCCUGUGGGUACUUUUAGUCAGACCCAAAGUGAUAAAUUGCCUGAUCUCAAUUUAUAUGGCAAAAUAGAGUGGGUGGGCGCAGGACGUCCAGCCGCUGAACCCAAAUGUGGAUUUGCAGAUGAGAAAUGCAUAAGUUACACUGGUGAAAUAUCAGCUGGCAUAGCUGGAGGUGCUUUACUUUUACUGGGCAUUGUCUCCUUGGUGCUCUAUCGCAAUUGGCGCUAUGAGCAGGAGCUGGAUAGCCUUUUGUGGAAAAUUGAUUUUCGGGAAGUACAGAUGCAUGAAAACGAAAAGGAAUCGAAUGCUCAAAAACAGACAAGGUCAACCCAUCCCCUAAUACGUACCAGUCAGGUCAGCUUGAGUUCAAAUCCUGAUGCUGAUUUUCGUUACACAACCAUUUUUACACCCAUUGGUUUGUACAAGGGCCAGUUGUAUGCCAUAAAGAAAGUUCGAAAGAAGUGUGUGGAUAUAUCGCGAGAAAUGAAAAAGGAAUUGAAAUUGCUACGAGAUGCCCGUCACGACAAUAUUUGUGCUUUUAUAGGAGCCUGUACUGAUCCUCCCAAUAUUUGCAUUAUAACCGAAUACUGCACUAGAGGAAGUUUAAAGGACAUUUUGGAGAAUGAGGACGUCAAGCUGGACAACAUGUUUAUCGCCUCCAUGGUGGCCGAUAUAAUUCGUGGUGUCAUUUAUUUGCAUGAAUCGCCCAUACGUUUUCAUGGCUCAUUGUGUACUUCUAAUUUGUUGGUUGACUCACGCUGGGUGGUUAAAUUGAGUGAUUUUGGUUUGUUUGCCUUCAAAAAAGGCAUUGAAGACAACUCUACGGAUGGAGGGACAAUGGCUGCCAAAUGUACCAAACUUCUUUACCGUGCCCCGGAAUUAUUGCGACAAGGUCCUGCAUCUCUGGUGUUGGGCACCCAGAAAGGUGAUUCAUAUUCAUUUGGCAUUGUGCUCUAUGAGAUUCAUACGCGACAUGGACCCUAUGGAGAGACCGGACUGACGCCCAUGCAAUGUCUUCAGAAGGUUUUACAAGUGCAAGAUAAUCUAUAUCCCUAUCGUCCAUCGUUGCAACCUUUGGAGACAUCAUUUGAUUGUGUGCGUGAAAUUCUCAAUGAAUGUUGGGCUGAAAGACCCGAUGAUAGGCCAGACUUUAAGACAAUACGUGCUAAAUUAAGACCACUUCGCAAGGGCAUGAAACCGAAUAUAUUCGACAAUAUGAUGGCCAUGAUGGAGAAAUAUGCCAAUAAUUUAGAGGCUUUGGUCGAUGAGCGUACCGACCAAUUGCAGGAGGAAAAAAAGAAGACUGAUGCUUUGCUCUUGGAAAUGUUGCCACGUCCAGUAGCGGAGCAAUUGAAAAAGGGCCACAAGGUGGAUCCCGAAAGUUAUGAACAGGUUUCCAUAUAUUUUAGUGAUAUAGUGGGUUUCACAUCGAUGUCGGCCGAGAGUACCCCGCUGCAGGUGGUGGAUUUUCUAAAUGAUUUAUACACCUGUUUUGAUUCCAUUAUAGGGCAUUAUGACGUAUACAAAGUGGAGACCAUAGGCGAUGCUUAUAUGGUGGUGUCUGGUUUACCCAUACGUAAUGGUGAUUUACAUGCCGCUGAAAUUGCCUCCAUGUCCUUGCAUUUAUUAGGCGCAGUUUCAGAAUUUAAGAUACGCCAUCGUCCCUACAAUAAAUUACUUUUACGUAUAGGUAUACACACGGGCCCCGUAUGUGCUGGUGUGGUGGGCCUUAAAAUGCCACGUUAUUGUCUCUUUGGAGACACGGUAAAUACAGCAUCCCGCAUGGAAUCCUCUGGGGUGCCCUUGAAAAUCCACUGCAGUCGGCAGUGUAAGGAGUUGUUGGAAAAACUGGGAGGCUAUCAUUAUCAAGAGCGUGGCAUGGUCAUUAUGAAGGGUAAGGGUGAGCAGCGAACCUAUUGGCUAUUGGGUGAGGAUGAAGAGGCGAAACAGCGACGCACCUAUGAACGUUCACAAAGACGUGGAUCCAGGGCUUUGAACAAAUACAUACAGGGUACCAUUAAGCAACAGCAACAAACAAAUCAUUUGGCGGUGGCCAAUGAUUUGGGUAUACGCUCCUCAUUGAAGAAUAAAAAUGUACCCAGAAACUCCUUGACACGUUCAUCCAGUCUAGAAUCACCAAAGAAGUUGCGAUUUGCUACGGGUUCUCUGUUGGAACAUCAUCGUUAUCAUAGUGACGAAGCCCUCCUGGAAGUGGUGACCGACUCUUAUACAGGUCUACGCCGCUCUUCGGGUGCCUCAUGUCAUUCACGCUACGAAGAGUCUACAUUAUCUUGCCAAAGCUGUGAGGAUUUGACUAAUCUGCAACGCCAAAGACGUCCAUCAUCCUAUCCCACUGCCAACACGCCGCUCUUGCUGAACCACAAAGAAACUUAAACAAAUUCUAAUCCCAAAAAUAACGAAAUCAAAUCCAAAUAAGAAAAGAAACAAAUCAAAUGUUACUAAACGAAAACAAUAAUUUUCUUCUUUCAGACUUAGAACGAAACUUACGAAACUCCUCUGUAGAGGAAUCAAACAUUAGUCAUUUAGGAUUUAAAAAUGAAACAAAAACAAAAAGAAGCUUAACACAAAAAUCAAAGAGAAAACAGUAUCUAAAUAUUAUUGUGGUCAUAUGCAGCAGAAUAAUCAUGUUUUAUGAUAGAUGUGUUGGUAUUAUAUUUAUAUGUAUGUAUGUGUAUGUAUUUGAAUUCUAACUCUACUACGGCUACUAACACUUGGUGUACUUACGGCGCUGAACAUUAAGUUAAGUAACAAUGUUGUCAAUGCUUUUGUGUUCGUUUUUAUUUACAAAUGUAAUCAUUUGAGCUGAAAAAUGUCAUGUGUCUCUAGUCUCGUUUAUUAGUUUGUAAGUCCCAAAGCAAGUAUUUUGUAAACUAUUUAUUAUAUGUAUAUUGUGUGCUUGUGCGGUUUUUGCGGCCUGUUUUUUUAACAGACUGACAGAAGGUCAGCGCCAAAUGUACGGCCAUUGAAUUGUCUUUAACGAGUUUCAAAUAUCCAUGCUUUUCAUCUUCCUCCAUUCGGCGCAGACUAUAUUAAAACCAGUGUUGCCACUACAAAAAAAUUUUCCGACUAUUAUUUUUCAAAAAAACCUACCAAAUACCCUCCAAGCCGAAUUGUAAACUAAAUCAAAAAACACGUAAAAAUAACAUUAAACAAAAAAAAAACGCAUUAAGUUCGACCGCGUCAAACUAUGGAGUCCCACAUUUUGUCAAAAUUUUUUUAACAUUUGAGAAAAUAUGAAUUUUUUUUUUUCAGGAUAUUAUUAUCUCUAGGCUAGGGAUAUUCAGAGGACCAAAACUAUUCAUUCUUCCAAAUUUUGUCAAUUUCGGGUAAAAACAGAGGCUUUUAUGAGCCCAUGGCCUUAUUAGGGUCUAAUACAACACACUGUUCCAAAUUUCUGCGAAAUCGGGUAAAAAAAUGUGCCUUAAAUUGGCUCAAGACCGGAAAAUCUGUCGACACGGGUAUCGAUAGAUCUAAUACAACUCUGUUCCACAUUCAAGCGGAAUCGGAUAAAAGUUCACCUUUUAUAGGCUCAAGAACCUUAAUCGGGAGGUUGAUCUAUAUGCCAUAAAUAUUAAAAUAUGAUACGAUCUUGACGGUACAGUUAUCGAGGACCCUAAUGCAACUCACUGCAUCAAAUAUCAGUAAAAUCGGGUAUAAAAUGCACCCUCUACGGGCUCAAACACUCGUAUCAGCAGAACGGAUAUAUUACAGUUUUAGUUACAUAUAGCCCGAUAUUGACCAUAUUCGUACCGAAUAUGUGGAGGCCUAUUAUAACUCAUUGAUUAAAAUGAGGCAAUACAUGCGGCUUUUAUGGGCUUAUGUCCCAUGGCAGAUUGAUCUUUAUGGGAGCUAUUUGUAAAUAUAGUCUAAUAGGGACCAUACUGCAACGCAUUCACCUAAAUUUCAGCGAAAUCGAAGAAUAAAUGUGGCUGUUACUGGCUUAAGACCCUAUAUCGGCAGAUCAGUCUAUAUGGUGUGUAUGAAAAAAUAUGGAUUGGUGCCAAGAAUCAGAUCCAUAUCGUAAUCUUCGAGGGAUGUGGCGUGAUUACAACAGAGCGACACACAGACAGACGGACAUCGUUAAAUCGUCUAUAAAUUUUACCACGAUCAAGAAUAUAGACCUUCUCUAGGGUCGGAAAUGAAUGUUUCGAAGUGUUGCAAACGGAAUGACUAAAGUAUUUCGUAUACUUCACAAAUACAAUUUUACUACUAGAAUCGAAGUUGGCCAUCCAUCCGUUUAAUCUCUUAAAAUUGAUCCUGUAGAUCCUACCAAACUUGGUAGAAAAUGCCCAAAAUGACAACGCUGAUUAUAACCCAAAGCUCACCUCAAUAAUUGAGCACAAAGUUUGUGGGCAAUAUAAAGAGACGCGAAAGUAUUUAUAGGUCUUCAAGUCAUCUAAAUCCAAAUGUAGGUUUUAAAUCAUCAUUUUUCCCCAUACGUUUGAUGGUCAAUUGUAGUUAUACCUUAUUAUCAAAUUUGUUUACAAAGUUUGCUGGGAAUUUACAGGCGUCAUGAUCGGUUAUAUAUGUAGGUAUUUAGAACACAAUGUUAUUGGUAUCUAUAUGCACCAUUGUAUGAUGGAUGUUAUGAAUAUAAACGAUUUUUUGUAGAUGCUCGGUUUUAAUUUUGGUUUUUUUCACGAUUACUUUUUUGGAAAACUACAAAUAUCUCACUGAUUGGCAAUAAAAGAUUGGAAUUCUAGAAUUGGUAUAUGAAUAUAGACAUCAAGAUAUGUGGUUCACAUAUUAAUAUUUUUUGAUCCAAGCGUUCGAACUAGAAUACUAGAGGGAGCUCCCAUAUCAUUGAGUUAGAAGUUGAAUUUGGCACUACUUUUUGAUAUGCAAGAAGUCUGUCGUCUGUUACUGUUCGGAAUGUUCGUGGGCAGCAAUGCAAUUUAGACCAUCAAUUAUCACAAAAUACUUAAUGCCAGAUUUGACAGCAUUAUCUUCGCCCAGGAAUAAAUCCUUAAGUCACUUUUCUGCAGCACUAUGUUCAGCAGCCGUCCCAAUCACCAAGAAAAUCGGCCACCGCGCGGAAAUGUAGAGAAGAUCUUCACUUCUAACUAUACAAAGAUGGCCUUUAGAUAAAGCAGCGUAUCCGGCAGAUCAACAUAGCAUUUGUGACGAUGAAGUCGAAUUAAACCUCUAUACUAUAGUUCUGCUCAAGAACUAAAUGAAAGAUGCAGCCUCAAAAACUCAUUUUGGUUAGGGAAAAACGCCAACGUGCAGGAUAAGUGUGCCGCGUAAAACCAUUGACAAUACUGGACAAAUGAUUAGCCAAAAUAAUACAGCUGAAGAAAAAAAUUUCUUUUUUCGAAAGUCCCGCUCCCCAUUCAAUCAGAACAGGAGGAUGUUAUUCGAGGGAGAAAUUAAUUCCUUGAGAGUUUUCGGAAUUGGGCUAUUAGUGUUUGGUUUACAUUUUGCUUUUCGAAAUGAAAAGCACUAUUGGUGAAGAUGGUUAAUUGUUUCAACAAAUGUUGUGGGUAACUAUCUCAAAAACCUACACAGAACAAAAAAAAAUAGCUUUCAAUCACGAAAUUCAUUGAUCCAAUUAAUUUUUUAAUUGAAACUGUUUCAAUCACAAAAUAUAAUAAUAAUAAUAUCAAUCACAGUUUUUGACAUAGAUAAUUAAAAGAAUUUUCAAUUAAAAUAAUAAUGAUUGAUCAUUUUUGAAAUUUUCAUUUAAUUCUUUAAUUGAUGCAAUUAAAAAAAUUAAUGGAAUUUUGGAAAAAGCCAAUUCAUUUUUUAGUUGGAUCAAUUAAAAAUUUAAUUGAAAAUAUUCAUAUGUUUUAUAAGUUCGUUUUGCUUAAAGCGCGCUACCUCGAUUUCGAUAACACUUGUUUGACAUAUAUAAAAACCCCCUGGAACACGAAAUUGAGGCUAAUGUUUGGGUCCAUGAUCACUCCUUAGAAACAAAAAUCCUCCGGGGUUUGUCCAAACAUGAAACGGCAAAUAUUGUUUCCCGAAAUAUAAAAGAAAGAGUAGCGAGGCAGUAACUUUAUGCAUUGCGGAAGUAAACCCAACAGAAAAACAUUCAUCUAGGGCAAAAGAAGUCACAUUUUAUACGUAACAUUUUUUAAGAUCCAAUUAAUAAAUGAUUAAAUCAAUUAAUUUUUUAAUUGAACGUGAAAAAAAUUCAUUUUAAAAAGAGUUCAGAUUCAGAAUUAAAAAAAUUAUUGAAUCGAUUAAUUUUUUAAUUGAAAAUGACAAAAACUUCAAUCAAGAUAAUUAUUGAAAACAGUUCAGAUUCAAUUAAAAAAAAGGAUUGAAUCAAUUAAAGUUUUAAUUCAAAUUGCCUUAAUUUCGAUCACGAUCGCAAAACAAUUAAUUCAAUUAAUCUUUCAUUAAAAACAUUUUUAAUUAUAUUUUUGAUCGAAAACAUUUUCGUUAUUCGAUAUUUUCCCUUUAGCAAAUGGAUUUUUCUUCGAAAACCUAUGACGACCUUUUUGCUGCACAAACACACAGUGUUGUAAUUGUUAUCAUUUUUUAGUAUUCAUGUACUUAUAUGUAUAUCUAUGUAUGUAUAUUUUCUUUAUUUAUUUAUACAUUAAAUAAAACAUUUUAAGAUAAGCAACGUUCCAAUAUUGCUUUCAACGAAAUUGUGGUAUUUUAAAAGUCAAUAUGUAUUUUGAAAGAAAAAAAAAAACAAAUAUAUAUAUAUAUUUAUAGAAAACUUAAAGCUCCAGGAGCAAACAAAAGAUACCCAAUUAUAUGAAGAAAAAGUUAAUGUUGUUAAAUAAAAAACAAAAAACAGUCAUGAAUAUAUGUAACCCAAUGAAAAAUACGUGAUAUACUUACUUAAUAGUUAGCAAAACAUUUAGUUUUAAUUGUUUUUUUUAUUAAAACAAUAUAUGUUCUGUUAUAUGUCAUUUUA
Stomoxys calcitrans (stable fly) is the source of this 9679-nucleotide messenger RNA. RefSeq names its product speract receptor. NCBI's taxonomy places the organism in Eukaryota, Metazoa, Arthropoda, Insecta, Diptera, Muscidae. Gene Ontology annotation, biological process: cGMP biosynthetic process; intracellular signal transduction; protein phosphorylation. Gene Ontology annotation, molecular function: ATP binding; guanylate cyclase activity; peptide receptor activity. The record is from RefSeq and is a predicted model, not a curated record. The transcript has 19 exons. Gene Ontology annotation, cellular component: membrane. The coding region runs from base 1435 to 5178 and encodes 1247 amino acids.